UAGAUCUACUUUACUGUACUAAAACCACCCACACACAUACUAGUUAGUUCAAGCUGUAAUGUCCUGGUUGUUUCUCUUAUCAUUGGUACUUUAUGUAUCAUGUCAACAGUUUGGUUCACUACCUCCUCGUCCAGAUACUGGUAUCAGAUUGUUUCUUGGUGAGGAAAAUGUGACUAUUGCUAACUUCUCAAUGAUAGCUGCUGGUCUGUUUCAUGAUUCAGAUAUCGAUGAACCUGGUAGUGUUGGUGGUAGUCCUGAUGGUCAGAAUGAUGGUUUGUGGUGUCAGAGUUCUCUUAAUCAGAAUAUGAUAGGAACAUGGUAUUACCCUAAUGGAACAACUGUACCAUUGGGUUCUGGUAGUCCUCUGUUUGCUAACAACACUGCUACUGGUCAAGUUGGUUUGUUAAGAAAUGGAGGAAUAGGAAACAUUCAAGGACUAUACAGAUGUGUUAUACCAAAUGAAGAAGGAAUCAAUCAGACACUGUAUGUUGCUGCUUAUCGGAACAAUGAUUUUAUUAGAAAUGAUGAACUCCCAAUGAUUAAUGGCAGUAGUCCUUCCUUCCAGCUCCUCUCAUUAGUUGAUGCUGAUCCUCCAGUGUUUAGUUUAUCAUUUAAUGUCACUAAUAGAUCACCAACAAUAGUCACUUGCUCUGUUGAUAAUGGAAACCAGUUUAAUGUAUCUGAUAAUGAUCUGAUACGUACUGUAACACCAGUUAAUAAUGAUGUACAAGUACAAGUAUCAGUAAUAUUUAGAAUGAGAGUGUCUGGUCUGUAUAAAUGUUUUGUUACUACUGACAGAAUUACAACCACACCUUUAGUAUCUACUAAUAUGGCAACAAGAGAUAUUACUGUAACUGGAUCUGCAUCAAACUUGGUCUACAGCAGAAAUAGCCUUAUGUCAGUUACACUGGAUUGGUCUCCCUCAGCAGUGAUUAGUGCCACUCCUCAGUAUCAUGUCUUUGUUAAUAACAGUAAUGGUAUUAUUAUGAAUGACAACACUACAAAUACUGAGCUGUCUCUCUCAUUAUGCCCUGAUGAUGAAUAUAAUAUUAGACUAGUAGCUACUGGUGAAGACUUACCCAGUGGAAUAAUCACUGUUACUGUUCCUCAAGUUGUCAGUAUUGAUGUACAAGGGCCAGUUAUGAUGCCAUUGUCAUCUUCCUUUUCAUUAUCCUGUACAUUGACAUUAGCUGCUGAAGUGAUUGUUACUCUAAUUGACAUGUUCUGGGCUAACUCUAAUUUGAAUCAUUUCAAUUCUACAACUGAUGAAGACAUAUUCUUAGAUACUUUAGAGCCUACAAUGAUAUCAGUUAAUGAUAAUGUUGUAUAUACACUUACUCUUAACUUCAGUUCAUUGCAAGCAUCACAGGUUGGAGAAUAUGUUUGUGGAGCUCUACUAAAUGACAGUAGCAAUACUGUUAGUGUGACGUCAAAUUAUUCUGUAUCUGUACAAGUACCUCCUCCCAGUGUAUCAAUAGUUGCUGAUCCUCCAACUGGUCCAAUAUAUGAGAGUACAAGUUACGUACUAACCUGUACAGCUACAGUAAACACUACAAUAGUGGAUACACCAGUAACUGCUAGUGUAGUAUGGACUGAUCCUAGUGGUAAUGUAAUACCAACUAAUGAAGCAAGACGUCAAGUGAUACCUCCAACUGGUAACAGUCUUGUAAGCAUGCUAUUGUUUCUACCUAUUGAUACUGGUCUUAAUAAUGAUGGAGGAACAUAUACCUGUCAAAUGAUUAUCAAUUCUAGUAACUCAUUAAUAGCAUCAAGUCAACCUACUGCUACUACCCAUAAUGUUACUGUUGAAAGUCUUCCUCCAAUGACAGUAAAAUUUUCAUCAGUUGGUUCAUUUGAAGUUGGUCAGAUUCUAACUAUAACUUGUACCAUAACAACAGUUGAGAGAUUAGUAGUAAAACCAAUGAUUACUCUCUUUAAAAUGAAUGAUACAGAUAUGGAAAUGCUCUCUAACUUAAAUAGACCAUACAGUAUCACAACAGAUGAUACUGGUUCAGUUACUAACUAUACUCUAAUACUGGAUCCAGUGAGGUUUGAAGAUGCUGGAAUGUAUACAUGUAUGGCUGAGUUUAAUGUAACUGGUUUUAAUAAUACCAAUGAUCCUAGCACUGCUACUUAUGAUUCUCAAGAGGCUAGUGAUGUUUUCACCUUGAUUGUUGACUUUCCACCAGUACUUGUUACUAUAUCAAAGGAACAUGAUGAUACAUUAUAUGCAGGGACACCAUUCUUCAUCAAAUGUGACAUAAUGUUAGAUCCAUUAGUUACUAUACCAGUGACUGUCACUAAUCAAUGGACACGUGAUGGUACUAAUGUUCCUAUGGGUUCAUCUGAUGCUACUAUUACUGAGGGUCUCAAUAUGAUCAAUACAUUGCAUUAUAAUGCAACAUUAAUGUUCUAUUCAUUGGAUAAUGCUAACGACACUGGAAUGUAUACUUGUAAUGUUGAAGUGACUGCUCCUAAUAGUUACAUAUAUCUCAGGAAUACAUCAGCUAGUGCUAAUAUUUCCAUUACAGUUUAUGCACCAACAAUAAUACCACUUGAUGAUAAUAAUGACAAUAUUCUAGCGAUUGUUAUUCCAAUAGUUGUUGUGUUCAUUGUUGUUGUAGUAUUUGUUGUAUUGCUUGUAAUUGCACACAAAAUAAGAUCUCAUAAUUCUACAUCACCCAGUGCUACUAAUGAAGAGUUUGACAUGAAGAAACAGUUUGGAGCGGAUGAUCCUGGUUCUGCUAAAGGAGGUGAUAAUGAUACUGGAUCAGGUGGAUGGUCUGGUGGUUCUUAGUAUUCGUAUAGACCUACCACUGCAUAGAGGCAUAUAAUAAGAACCAGUGUUUAAUUAAUGUUUUUAAUACACUUUUCAUGUUAUUGAGUAU
Molecule: messenger RNA, 2888 nt
Organism: Amphimedon queenslandica
Lineage: Eukaryota; Metazoa; Porifera; Demospongiae; Haplosclerida; Niphatidae
Exons: 11
Coding region: 59-2797 (912 amino acids)
Biological process (GO): dendrite self-avoidance; axon guidance; homophilic cell-cell adhesion
Cellular component (GO): axon; plasma membrane
Molecular function (GO): cell-cell adhesion mediator activity
Source: RefSeq, a predicted model, not a curated record